Molecule: messenger RNA, 1355 nt
Organism: Leptonychotes weddellii (Weddell seal)
Lineage: Eukaryota; Metazoa; Chordata; Mammalia; Carnivora; Phocidae
Product: aurora kinase C
Biological process (GO): protein phosphorylation
Molecular function (GO): protein kinase activity; ATP binding
Source: RefSeq, a predicted model, not a curated record
CCGGGGUUGCCUCGGUCUCCGUGCGUCCGAGGCUGCGAGCGGCGCGGGAACCUCCCGGGGGCGUCGGUGCAGGCGCUUUCCCGAGGCGGCGAGGGCCAGGGGGGCACCCGAGGAGCGUCACCCUCAGUAUCUCCUACCUCACGCCUUUUCCAGGACAUUUCCAAAGGGCCCAGGAAGGCCGUCCUGUCGCCAUCGUCUCUUGUCGGGAGCCACCCAAACGCUGUGAUGAAGUCGGGCGGUGUUGGGCCCGCCGCUGAAGGCGAGAGGAGCCGGGGCCGGAGAAGAGGUUGCGAAGGGCCGGUGUCCGCUGUUGGGGGUGGAGGGUGCACAGGAGGAAGCGCUGACCUCUGUCUGUCUCAGGUCGCUGCAGCAGGCCACGUGGAGCUCAGCAUCCCGCCCGUGCGGCGCCUCACAAUUGAGGACUUUGAAAUCGGGCGUCCUCUGGGCAAGGGAAAAUUUGGUAAUGUGUACCUGGCUCGGCUCAAGGAAAGCCAUUUCAUCGUGGCCCUGAAAGUCCUCUUCAAGUCCCAGAUAGAAAAGGAAGGACUGGAGCACCAACUGCGCAGGGAAAUUGAAAUCCAGGCGCAUCUACAACACCCCAAUAUCCUACGUCUCUACAACUAUUUCCAUGACGCACGCCGCGUGUACCUGAUUCUGGAAUAUGCUCCAAGGGGUGAGCUCUACAAGGAGCUGCAAAAGAGCCACACAUUAGAUGAACAGCACACAGCCACGAUAAUGGAGGAAUUGGCAGAUGCUCUGAUCUAUUGCCACGAGAAGAAGGUGAUUCACAGGGAUAUUAAACCAGAGAACCUACUGCUGGGGUUCAGGGGUGAGGUGAAGAUUGCAGACUUUGGCUGGUCUGUGCACACCCCAUCUCUGAGGAGAAAGACAAUGUGUGGGACUCUGGACUACUUGCCCCCAGAAAUGAUUGAAAGGAGAACAUACAAUGAGAAGGUCGAUCUGUGGUGCAUUGGAGUGCUGUGCUAUGAGCUGCUGGUGGGAAAUCCACCCUUUGAGAGCCCUUCCCAUAAUGAGACCUACAGACGCAUCCUCAAGGUAGAUGUAAGGUUUCCCCCAUCAUUACCUUUGGGGGCCCAGGACUUGAUCUCCAAGCUUCUCAGAUACCAGCCUUCGGAGCGGCUGCCCUUGGCCCAGAUCCUGGAGCACCCCUGGGUCCGGGCCCACUCUCAGAGGGUGUUGCCUCCGUCUUUUCAGAUGGCUUCUUGAGCCCUGUCUGCACCUGUUUUAUUGUUUUUGUCCAGGGAGCUCCCCUGGCUCUACUAUCUUACCUGUCUUUUGUUUCUUCUAAGAUGCAAGAUGAUAAUUAAUAAAAGCUGAAUCAUUUUGUACCGGUU